AUGAAUGUAUUCAGCUGCGAACAAAAAGCAGGACUCGGUGCGGGCAACUGCCAUGAGUCUGACGAUGUUGGGGUGAGACAGUCUCCUAUCACUAGUGUCAUGGUCCUGGGGCUCCAACAUGUGUUUGUACUGCAUGGAAAGGACUUACACUUGGAUGUAGAGAAACCUGUUAAACUUGACAAAAAGACUGACUUUUUCUGGAAGUUUAAUACCAGUAAUUAUGUUGGUAAAAUCAGUUAUAAUAAAGAGUCAGUAUUGUUUGAAAGCUAUGAAGUAAGAGCUGAUUUUUUUGGCCAAAAUUACUCUUUGGUAUUGAAAAAUGUAAAACACAAUGACAGUGGAUAUUAUACUGCAGUAGUGACUGGGGGAAAAGAGCAAAGGGUAGGUGAAAUCAAGGUCAUAGUCCAAGAUCCAGUGUCUCCAGUUAAUCUGACAUUGACCUCCAGAAGCUCAGACUCCUGUAACCUGACUGUAACCUGCACUAUAGUGGACCUGAACAUCAGCCGUACUUUUAGAUGUGAUGCUCACAACUGCUCUCUGUUGGAAGAAAAUCCCAGCACCACAGACAUGCUUUCCUCUCUGAUUGUUUACCUGCAGCAAGACACCGUCUUUUGUAAUCAUAGCAAUGAAGUAAGCUGGAAAAAUAGCACGAUGGUGCUAAAAUCUCAAUGUGACACGAAGUCAGGCCACAUAGAUGCCAACAAUACCACCGUGACUGUGUGUGUUGUUGUUGCUGCCAUCAUCAUAAUCCUCGUUUUAGGUUAUAUUCAUCAUCGAACGAAACAUAAAAAUACCAGGGAAACCAUUGAAAACACAGUGUAUGCAGUUCCUGAGGUUAUCCGAACAACACCACCCGUGGAACAGAGUCCAAUCAGUGAUGCUUCUCCAACAUCCACCUAUAGCUUUGUGAGACCUCACUCUGGACCCAACAGAUCCACUGAGGCCAGAAGCAAAGCUUUGCCCGAGAGCUUGUAUGCCCAGGUAGAAAUUCAUCCCAGAUCCUAAAAUCUCUUCAGAAAUUCUAAUUCAAGGUUUAAAAAGUAACUGCCUACCAAAGGCAAUACAAUCGUCAAAGUCCUCUUGGAGAAAAAAAGGGAAGAAGAGAAAGUAUAUCACACAUAUAGAGAAAGAUUUUAUGUUGAGGAAUAACUGAGGCUUCUGUAAGGUGUGCUUUUGAUGGACUUGAUGGUCUUCGAUACCCAACAUCCACAAUGAUGGCGAAACAACUAGUAGCUCAGUGUUCCAACAUUCGAAAGAAGGGACUGCUCUCACAGCUAGAGAUUGACGAGGUACAACAUAAAUGCUACGGCAAGGGGGAGCCAGGACACCAGGUCAGGGGAGAGAUAUCAUCACCCCCACCCGAGAUUGGGUACAAAGCCCCAAGUGCGAUAGGAGAAGGAUCGUUGAGUGCGAGAGGAACUGACCAGAAAGAUAGGAUCAUUGCCAAGCUUGAAACCUGGAUCCCCCGUAGCCAGCUACCAAGAUUACGUGAAGUACCCUCAGAAGGUCUACUCGAUGAUGUUAAUGCAGCACUACGGAUGAUACCUACAGCCACGCUUACCAAGACUAACAAGCUGAUCUACA
Messenger RNA from Neolamprologus brichardi, 1584 nucleotides. NCBI's taxonomy places the organism in Eukaryota, Metazoa, Chordata, Actinopteri, Cichliformes, Cichlidae. The record is from RefSeq and is a predicted model, not a curated record.